Messenger RNA from Aspergillus steynii IBT 23096, 661 nucleotides. RefSeq lists its product as uncharacterized. The record is from RefSeq and is a predicted model, not a curated record. The annotation marks the transcript as partial. Gene Ontology annotation, cellular component: nucleus; cytoplasm. The transcript has 4 exons. NCBI's taxonomy places the organism in Eukaryota, Fungi, Ascomycota, Eurotiomycetes, Eurotiales, Aspergillaceae.
CAUGAAUAGACCUGUGCGGGUCCUUUGCUUACAUGGAAUUGGGACCAACAGCGAGAUCUUUGAAGCCCAGACAGCCCGUUUACGAUACCUUCUUGGAGACCAAUAUGAGUUCGAUUUCGUGGACGGGGCCCACCCCUGGCCCGCAUAUCCCAGCAUCGCAGAGGUCUUUGGCCAUGAUCAGGUGUGUUACUCCUACUGCGAUGAUACCCCACAGAGCGUUCGGCGGGCUGUGGCCGAUCUAGCGCAGUAUGCGGCCGAAAAUGGCCCAUUCGACGCGGUGAUGGGUUUCUCGCUAGGGGCGGCGCUUGCUCUGACACUUCUUCUGAACCAUGAACAACUUGGCCUGUCAGAACCGCCGUUUGACUGCGCCGUUCUUCUGUGCAGCGUCUUGCCCUGUGAUUGGAGUGCGCUGGAGAGGGACCAGGUGGAGCUUCUUUCGCCCUCCCAGGUCUCCCGUCCAGUGCAGAUCCCCACUGUGCAUUGCUGGAGCCCCGAGGAUCUAGACCACCCGGGUCAAAGCCAAAAAGUCAUCUCCAUGUGUACUCCGGACGGGCGAGUGGAGUUGGUUCAUCACGCCGGGCAUACCCUACCCGUUGAUGGCGCCGGGGUCGAACAGCUCGCUCAGGCCAUCGACGCCAUCUCUGCCUCGGGGUCCAACUGA